AUGGACAUCGACGAGUCCAGGAAGUACGACGGCUACGUCAACGAAGCCUCCCAAGAAAAAGACCAGGGUGAGAAGGCCUACGAUGUGCAACAUGGUGAGACCCGCGACAACUCCGACGAGCUGCAACGUCACCUUGGCAAUCGCCAAAUCCAAUUGAUUGCCAUUGGAGGCUCCAUCGGCACUGCCCUCUUCGUCAGUAUCGGUGGUGCCCUCAACAAAGCGGGCCCCGGCUCGCUUUUCAUGGCAUACACGUUCUACUCGCUCGUCAUGGCCAUGGUCAACAACUGUAUCGCCGAGAUGUCCAUAUACAUGCCUGUGAGCGGUGGUUUUGUUCGACUCGCGGGGCAUUGGGUUGAUGAAGCCUUGGGCUUCACAGCUGGUUGGAACUUCUUCCUCUACGAAGCACUGCUUAUCCCCUUCGAGAUUACAGCCCUGCACACUGUGCUCGGUUUCUGGAGGGACAACAUUCCCAUCUGGGGUGUGGCUAUCGCUGUGAUCGUUCUAUAUGGAGCUUGCAAUGUUCUCGCUGUCCAGGCCUAUGGUGAAGCGGAAUUCUGGUUGUCCGGCGGCAAAGUCAUCUUGAUCGUCAUGCUUUACUGCUUCACCUUCAUCACAAUGGUUGGAGGUAACCCUAAAAACGAUGCCUACGGUUUCCGCUAUUGGCGCGACCCGGGAGCAAUGCACGAAUAUCUCGCGCCUGGUGCCAAGGGACGAUUCGAGGGCUUCUUGGCUGCUCUGUGGGCCGCUUCCUUCUGCAUCGUCGGUCCUGAGUACAUCUCAAUGGUUGCCGGAGAAGCCAAACGGCCGCGAACCUACAUCAAGAAUGCUUACAAGACUGUCUACUGGCGAUACGGCAUCUUCUUCAUUCUCGGAGCCCUCUGCACCGGAAUCGUCGUUCCUUACAACGACAAGCAGCUGGACGAAGUCAACAAUGGCUCUGGAGCUGGCGCCGGUACUGCUGCAGCUUCGCCCUAUGUCAUCGCCAUGAGGAACCUUGGUAUUUCAGCUCUUCCAGAUCUCACAAACGCCCUCCUCGUCACCAGUAUCUUCUCCGCGGGUAACACCUACACAUAUGCCGCGAGCCGAAGCUUGUACUCUCUAGCUGUGCAAGGUCAUGCCCCGAAGGUCCUUCGCAAGUGUACCAAGAAUGGUGUACCAAUUUGGUGUUUCGCGGUUACCAUGUGUUUCCCGUUCCUGUCCUUCCUAGCAGUCUCCAGCGCUAGUAAUGAGGUCCUGACUUGGCUUGUUGGUCUGCUCACGGCAAGCGGUCUCAUCGACUUCAUCAUAAUGUUGAUCACCUAUAUUGCAUUCUACAGAGCCACAGUCGCGCAGGGUAUCGAUCGCAAGACUCUCCCUUACUGCGGCUGGUUCCAACCUUACCAGACAUACUUCGCCUUGGCCUUCGAGAUAGUUGUCGUCUUCGUUAGUGGCUACCGCGUCUUCCUGCCGGGCAACUUCACCUACGACACCUUCUUCACGACUUAUGCCAUGGUCGGAGUUGCCCCCUGCCUUUACGUGUUCUGGAAGUUCUUCAGAAAGACGAAGAUUAUUCCUUCCAAGCAGGUCGACUUAGUCUGGGAUGCACCCCUGAUCGAUGCCUACGAGGCCUCGUUCAUCUCUCCGCCUACAGGCUUCUGGACUGAGAUGAUACAGCUCAUCGGCCUCCGCCGUGGCAUCAAGGACGAUGUUCGCAAUGUUUAA
Molecule: messenger RNA, 1701 nt
Organism: Didymosphaeria variabile
Lineage: Eukaryota; Fungi; Ascomycota; Dothideomycetes; Pleosporales; Didymosphaeriaceae
Exons: 2
Coding region: 1-1701 (566 amino acids)
Biological process (GO): amino acid transmembrane transport
Cellular component (GO): membrane
Molecular function (GO): amino acid transmembrane transporter activity
Source: RefSeq, a predicted model, not a curated record